UCCCCUUACGAUUUCACUAGAGUUGUAACUUUCUUCAUAAGUAAGAAAGGUUCUUAGCCCGAGUUGACUUGACUACUUAAAACGAACGGGCAUUCUCCAACUGGAACCGGGGGAUUCGGGGGAAGUGCUUGAAGAUAAAGUGGGCCAAGUGUGCAGUGAGGGUGCUUGUCAAUCACUAGGUAGCUAGUCUUUACUUAACCCGGUCCAAGCAAUGCCCAAAGACUCCCAUGCCUUUCUUGAUUGGACCGACCCAACCGGCCAUUUCCGACUUCCUAAUUAUUAGUAUAAAGGCAUUUCUAAAAUUGUCUUUUUAGAUAAUGCCACAGACAGUUGACAACUAACAAUAAAAGACUAGCUAAGUAGCAUAUUAACCAGUGAAAGGCUUUUCUCUUGCAGUCAAGAAAUCCAUAGUCACCCCUUCAAGCCUUCCCUAUUUGUCGAUUCUUUCAUCUUUUUAAAAACCCUAACCCUUAUAUUAAUUUUCUACCCUAUUUGUUCAAGCAAUACCACCCCAACCCAAUCUAUCGAAUCGAAAAAGUUUGCCUCAUUUAUUCACAUCACAUCACUUUUUUCGCUCGACAGCGAGCAGUGCCAAUUCUAGACCGAUCCACCAAGAAAAUGAAUACUACCAUGGAAGCAAGUGCUGUCACUGAGAAUGAAACAGGCCAAACUUUUGGUGGUUUGGGGUACGGCCUUGGGCUCUCCCUCGGGAUCCUCGUAAUAUUUUUGAUCACCACCUAUGCCUCCUACAUGUGCACACGUAGACAAGGCGGCGCCAACCUCCUCUACAACCACGACUUGUCGAUCCACGGAAGCUCCACCACGAACGACAACUGGUGGCAUCGACGAGGCCUUGAUGAAACCACUAUCUCUACCUACCCACAAUUCAUAUACUCCCAACUCAAACUCCAUAAAUGUGAAUCCUCUUCUUCUGCUUGCUCCAUUUGCUUGGCUGAUUAUAAAGAUACAGAUUUGAUAAGGCUUCUGCCUGAUUGUGGCCACUUCUUUCACUUCAAAUGUAUUGAUCCUUGGCUAAAGGUAAAUCCCACUUGUCCCAUUUGUAGAAACUCACCAUUGCCAACUCCUCUUGUAGAGUUAAUGGUAAUUUCAUCACCUACUCAAUGAUAAGGUCCUAAUUCAACUCACUAUAUUAGCUUUUCAUAAGAUUCAUACUUUCAAAAAAAAAAAAAAAAAAAAAAAAAAACGUCUUUAUUUUAAUCAAAUUGUACAUGUGUUAUUGAUUCAGUGAUGGUUGAAUUAUUUCAAAUUUGUCAAUGGGGUUUUGCAGUUGUUUGCAAAAUGUAAUUGAAAGACAUAGAUUCAUAAAUUGUUUUAGUAGACAUUUUCUUAUCUCUCAAUGAUUUACUUCCUUUAA
This is a messenger RNA of Olea europaea var. sylvestris, 1375 nucleotides long. RefSeq names its product RING-H2 finger protein ATL70-like. NCBI's taxonomy places the organism in Eukaryota, Viridiplantae, Streptophyta, Magnoliopsida, Lamiales, Oleaceae. Bases 619 to 1125 code for a protein of 168 amino acids. The transcript has a single exon. The record is from RefSeq and is a predicted model, not a curated record.